Molecule: messenger RNA, 2172 nt
Organism: Endocarpon pusillum Z07020
Lineage: Eukaryota; Fungi; Ascomycota; Eurotiomycetes; Verrucariales; Verrucariaceae
Exons: 2
Coding region: 1-2172 (723 amino acids)
Biological process (GO): regulation of transcription by RNA polymerase II
Molecular function (GO): DNA-binding transcription factor activity, RNA polymerase II-specific; RNA polymerase II cis-regulatory region sequence-specific DNA binding
Source: RefSeq, a predicted model, not a curated record
AUGACUUUCCAACCAGUGAACUCUCCAUCACUACAACCAGACCAUUCACGAGAUUUCCAUGAUGAAUCAAAUACUCCGACUACCCCUCGAGCUCGCGCAACGCAGAUAUCAACUAAGCAGGUCAUGGUCGAUAGUGGACAGAAUCUAACCACAACUGUUGUCACAACGAGCGCUUCAAAUCUACCAGGGCAAAGGCCCCUUCCAACCUCACCCUUCGCCACUCAAGCUGAACAUGGAACCAAGAUAAGCAUGUUGCAGAGGGGCGGGUCCAACAAUUCGGGUCAAUCAACUCAGGCAGCGGAGGAGAUGGAGUUGGACGGUUCUGACGAAGAGCAAGAUGGUUCUGACAAUGAAACAGAGAGCGGGGAUCCGGGUAGGUCGUCGAAGAAGAAGAAAGGUCAGAGAUUCUUCUGCACAGACUUUCCGCCUUGCAAUCUGAGCUUCACUCGCAGUGAGCAUCUUGCUCGUCAUAUUAGGAAGCACACUGGAGAACGGCCCUUUCAGUGUCAUUGUAAUAGAAGAUUUUCACGUCUUGAUAAUCUUCGCCAGCAUGCGCAAACUGUUCAUGUCAACGAGGACAUACCUGCAGAAUCGCUUGCAGCUACUGGCACUCGUUACCAGAGACAAAUCAGAACCGAGAAACUGAGGCCAGCUGGCAGUCGAGCGCGCAGCGGGAACCUGGGCAGUCAAGGUGGUCACAGUCGAGGUCACAGCCGAAAUCUUUCCGCCUCCAGUAUCGGCUCUACUGCUUCCAAUUACAGCACCACCGAAACUCGCAGAAGACCACCCCCGUUGUUGAUGGCCACAGACGUUACUACUCGACCACAGCUUACCUUAGAACCACCAGGUACGCCUCCAUCACAUUAUCGUGGCUACUCCACCAAUUCGCCUGGUGGGAUGACGACUCCUACUUCGUCGACAUAUUCAGCGAACCCAGGUAGCCCGGGAUAUGGGUCUUUCAUGGAAUCACCGGUCUCCGGAACCUCUAGAAUGGCAGGGUUCUAUGGUAGUCGCACUCCUGGCAGACGCCUUUCUGUUCCUUCUAGUGCAAAUACCUUUCAAACAGUUCACAACCAUACUCAACCUCAUCCCUAUAUGAGCCCUUUACCAUCUUCCACAAGCAGCUUUUCGAAUAACCCUAGCAAUUUUGCCAGUCCGACGUCCUCCCAGUUCUCGUAUUCUCGUAUGGAGCCUAACAUAUCUCCUGCUGAGGCUGAGUUGCGACGAAGAACAUGGCACCCUUCAUCAUAUGCAGCAAGUGGCUUCAAUUACUCUCGACCUGCAACUAGUGGUCUGAGUUUUUCGCAAACUCCUGACGCUUUACAGCCGGCUCUCACACCGUAUGCCUCGGCAGCGGCCGGUCAGGCUCCGCGUCUACCGGGGAUUGAAAGCUUUGAUGAAGUGCGAAAUCGUCCUUCCACACCCCCACGUCGCCAACCCAGUCCUAUGCUGAUCGACACACCUCCACAGUCAACAUUGUCCACAAAUCAUGGUACAUUCCAACGUCAUGCUCCGCCAGCUUCUGAUCAUCGAAGAGGGCAUUUCUCUUGGGAUGGAUCGCACCAUGGCCCAUUCUCGAGACCUGACUUGCAAACAAAUCUAUCAAGGGACGCGACUUCUUGGGGUCAGCAAACGCUCAACGAAAUCCACAACGCUGCAUCCCGUCCUAUCUUUCAGAACACUGUAGCUACGACUUAUCGACCAGGCGGUGUCAUAGUGCAGAAUGAGCCAACACGCCAAGCUCAUGUCGAAUCUCCUCCUCCUCAACAACAACAACCACCACCAAAUACACCACAGCGCAGCAAGAGACUUGGAUGGUACAACGGUCCCCCCAGCGCUGGACCCCGUGGAAGUCAAACCGCGCGAAGGUCUCCAGAGGACUCAAGCAGCAGCGAUGGCGUUGUGACACCUGGGACAUCAGCAGCAGAAGUUCACCCGGCAAUCAUGCACAGCAAUGGGUAUAUUGAACCCCACCAUCCUGUCCUGCCGGCAGAAGCUCAAGCGGAUGCAUGUGUACCAGAGCUCUCUAACCAUCCUGCACCACUACGAGGUCAGGCUCAUAGGCCGAGCUAUAUUAGCGGACGGUCGAACACCAACAACGACAUGGGUCGUCUUGAGGCACUUGUCGCAGUCGCAACGAGCGAGGAUAAGGCAGCUACUGUUGCACGAUGA